Molecule: messenger RNA, 1494 nt
Organism: Scedosporium apiospermum
Lineage: Eukaryota; Fungi; Ascomycota; Sordariomycetes; Microascales; Microascaceae
Exons: 3
Coding region: 1-1494 (497 amino acids)
Biological process (GO): regulation of transcription by RNA polymerase II
Molecular function (GO): DNA-binding transcription factor activity, RNA polymerase II-specific; zinc ion binding
Source: RefSeq, a predicted model, not a curated record
AUGGAAUUCCCCGUCUUUGCCCCGCAGACUGUGCUCUCCUCGGUCAAGUUAGGGGAACUCCUCCAGGCCCUCGACCGAUCGCCGCCUCCUCCUGGCCAUUGUGACGAGAUUCAUCCUAAGUGCGGCAACUGUGUAAAACACGGCGUAUCAUGCGACUUCGAGAAUCCAGCCAUCAUCCAGCAGCUUUUGGCUGCCGCUAUUGCGACAUCACCUACGCCUGCCCCGACUCUCGUCGACCCCGUCAGUCCCGCACCUAGUAACUUUACCACCUCGACAUCCGUCCCCGCCCCUUCUCCCGCUCCCUCCCAACUUACUGCAACUAUCCCGGAUGUGCCGCAGAUAUUUAGCCCCUUGCCUCUGACCAUCCCGGCCCCUGCCCCAACCGGCAGCAACCGAUUCCUGGAGUUGAGGCUGAUGCACCACUACACCACUCACACCAGCAAGACCUUGGCGACUAGUGUGAACCUCAGCGACGAUGUGUGGGUGAAUGCCGUGCCGAAGCUGGCUUUUGAGGGAGCAUCAUAUUUGACAGAUGCCAUGCUAGCAGUGGCCGCGUUGCAUUUGCGAUCUAGGAAUCCUGACGAUCAGGAUAUCGUCCAAGCAUCUCAUGCGUACAUGGCUUCGUCUCUCUCUGCGUAUUGCGAUACUUUGAAAGCCGGCAUUAAUGAGACCAAUGCUGAGGCGCUGUUCCUCACGGCGUCCCUGAUAGCAUAUCAGUCUACAGCAACACGAUUGUUUAUCCGAGACGAUCCGAACACCAAUUCCCCGAAUGCGAGAAACGGCGGCUACAAUCUACCUUUGUCAUGGUUCCACGCAUUUCAGGGUGUCAAGGCUGUUGUUGUGUCUAGCUGGCAGUGGAUUAGGAAUAGCCGUGCCGUCCUGAGUGUCAUCGACUCUCAACCACCGCUUCAACUAGACCCAGAGUUGAGAUCCUCGUCCUCUUUCUUCGGCCAUCUGACGGAAGGCAUCGAUGACGAAGUAGAUAUCGAAGAUGAGGAGAACCCCGACUCCACCCGCAACGCAUAUUACCAUGCCAUCUCAGUGCUUAACUGGGCACACAGGUCUCCGCACACCGGGGCCUGUCUUGCAUUCCCUGCAACGGUUGCUCGACGCUUUGUUGAGCUAAUAGAGCUGAAACGACCCCGGGCGCUAGUGAUACUCGCGUGCUUCUUUGCCCUGCUCAAGCGCGCACAACACCUGUGGUGGAUUGACGGCGUACCCCGCAGGGAAAUCAUGGGCGUGGUAUCUCUUUUCGAGCCCGGUUCGCCGUGGUGGCCCCAUCUUGACUGGCCGCUCAAGAUCGCUCUCUAUGAGGGUGCGGUGAUUCCGCCGGAAGUCUGGGGCUUCGAUUGGGUGGCGGAGACGAACCGGGCUGCGCAAAACUACAAUCCGCAAACGACGUUCGUGGAGCAUAUUGAAGUGGUAGCGCAGAUGUUAUCACGGCCGAACUCGUUACCCUGUGGACCAGGACCGGCGGAUCAGCAUAUGGCGUAG